UACAAGCGGUGCCCUUCCAUAGCCUGAAGACUGAGCAUAUGCGAAGGCGGUGUUUGUGGUAUAACCUUCGGACAACGACUGUGCUUUCAUCAAGAAGCGUGCGUGUAUGCAGUGACUAAGCACCGGCGUCCUUAAUUUGACUAUGCGCCGACAUCACUUGCUCUGUUUGGUCACGGGCUACAUGCUGCUUUUCUUGCUAGUCAUGCAUUUCUUCGGCUUGAGCACAGUUCGGCGAAAAGCAUCCAACAUCGCCACAAGAAACAUUUAUUGGGUCAGUAGCAAGCUAAAGAUUUCUGGCCAAGAAUUAUUUUCCCUCGGGAAUGUUAAGAAGGCUGAAAAUGGAUCGGAUGUCUUCCGAAUAGCUGUUGUUAAUAGCUCUGCAUUGAACAAAUCAACAAGAGAGCGUUGUCCUAUCACACCUCCAAAUUUAGUAGGCGACUUGCCGGUAAAGUGGCGUGUCCCGUCUCUGGACGUGAUGCACAAGGAGUUUCCUCACGUGACCGAGGGUGGCCGCUUCGCUCCCAAGGAGUGCACCUCAAGGCAUCGCGUAGCCAUCCUUGUUCCUUAUCGUGACCGUGCGGUGCAUCUCAAGUUCUUCCUCUUCCACAUGCACCGGCUCCUGUCCCGGCAGCAGAUCGAUUACGGCAUCUUCAUCAUCGAGCAAGCAGAUAAGUCACCGUUUAAUCGUGCCAAGCUUUUCAACGUUGGCUUCGUCGAGUCGACAGCGCUCUACGAUUACCAGUGCUUCGUGUUCCACGACGUCGACCUGCUGCCCAUUGACGACCGCAAUUUGUACACGUGCCCGACGCAACCAAGACACAUGUGUGUUACUAUAGACGGCGAGUCGGGCGUAUUUUACCGUCAGAUAUUCGGUGGCGUUACUGCAAUGACCAAGGAGCAUUUCUUGCGUGUAAAUGGAUAUUCGAAUAUGUACUGGGGGUGGGGAGCUGAAGACGACGACAUGUUUAAAAGGUUGAGCUUCGAGGGUUUGAUGAUUUACAGGAGGUCCCCUGACGUGGCGAGAUACACUUCCCUUUUGCAUGUCCACACCACCAUUACCAACAAUAGAAGCUUGGAGCUUCUCGAAGCAUGGGACAAACGGGACAAGACAGAUGGUCUCAACAGCCUGGUCUACGAGAGGCUACACAUAUCCUUCGAGAAAUUGUACACAUGGUUAAAGGUCGACCUGAAAGAAGGAAACUAAAGCUCGAGUGCCACUGAAUGCCAAAUGAAUACCAAAUGGCCUUCCCCGUGACAUAACAGCCAUCACGUGUUCAUCAACCUUUGCGGACAACUUAACUGCAUAUUGUUUAUCAUGAAGAUCAUUCUCUGUAACCUUUAUUUGUAAACCCACCCCUUAUAUAAUACCCCCCUAACCGGGGUCUAAGGUAAUAAAAUGAAGU
Dermacentor silvarum is the source of this 1403-nucleotide messenger RNA. RefSeq names its product beta-1,4-N-acetylgalactosaminyltransferase bre-4. The transcript has 7 exons. The record is from RefSeq and is a predicted model, not a curated record. The coding region runs from base 143 to 1204 and encodes 353 amino acids. Gene Ontology annotation, biological process: carbohydrate metabolic process; glycosphingolipid biosynthetic process. Gene Ontology annotation, molecular function: N-acetyl-beta-glucosaminyl-derivative 4-beta-N-acetylgalactosaminyltransferase activity. NCBI's taxonomy places the organism in Eukaryota, Metazoa, Arthropoda, Arachnida, Ixodida, Ixodidae.